AUGACAAUGAUGAAGAUGAUCAACAUACUCAGUGUAGCAUUUUCCGUCGCUCUUCUAAUGAGAGGGUGUGACGCACAACUGAAUGAGUGUGGCAGAGCACCUCUCAACACAAAGAUAGUUGGAGGACAGAAUGCAUCAGCUGGUGCUUGGCCAUGGCAGGCCAGCCUUCACAGGGCCGGUAGACAUUCUUGUGGUGGAUCACUCAUCAACAAUGAAUGGGUUCUGACUGCAGCUCACUGCUUUGCAAGUACUUCACUCAGUGGCCUAAUUGUGUACCUGGGCCGACAGACACAGGAAGGAGCAAAUGCAAAUGAAGUGUCCAGGAAUGUCUCUCAAAUCAUAAAACAUCCAGACUACAAUAGCACCACUGAAGACAACGACAUCACUCUUCUGCGUCUGUCUUCACCAGUGACAUUUACUGACCAUAUCAGACCAGUCUGUCUGGCUUCAGCAAACAGUACAUUCUUUAAAAGCACUGUGAGUUGGGUCACCGGAUGGGGAAACAUUGGGACAGGAGCUUCCCUGCCCUCACCGCAAAUUCUACAGGAAGUGGACGUGCCUGUUGUUGGAAACAAGCAGUGUAAGUGUCUUUAUGGAGUCUCAACAAUCACAGACAACAUGCUAUGUGCCGGACCACUAGAUGGAGGGAAAGACUCCUGUCAGGGUGAUUCUGGCGGUCCUUUGGUCAGCAAACAGGGCUCAGUCUGGGUCCAGUCUGGAGUUGUGAGCUUCGGCAAUGGUUGUGCUUUAGCUAACCUUCCCGGUGUGUAUGCCCGAGUGUCUAAGUACCAGAACUGGAUCAAUGAGCAGAUGACCACCAACCAGCCAGGCUUUGUUACGUUCAACUCCAGUGGUACCGACGGUGACCUGGCAAUUAUCUGUAGUAGUGUGCCUGCCAUUACGACAACCACUGCCGCCACUACAACUACAACCAUUGCACCUGUAGUGUGUGGAAGUGCCAAACUGAACAGCCGUGUUGGAGGAAACAGCUCCCUCGUAUCUCCCGGUGUAUGGCCAUGGAUGGCCAGCCUGCAGUUUAACGGCAGUCACGUUUGUGGAGGAACGCUGAUUGCUGAACGGUUUGUCAUGAGCUCUGCCAGCUGCUUUACCAGAUCCACCAAUGCCUCUCACUGGACCGUGAUCCUGGGCCGUCUGAAUCAGAACGGCUCCAACCCCAAUGAGGUCUCUAUAAAAGUGGCGAAUAUCACACUCAGCAAUGGUACAGGUGACAACAUUGCAGUCUUGCAGUUGGCUGUCGCACCAACCCUCACAAAUUUCAUUCAGCCUAUUUGUGUGGACAUGGGAGACAAUACCUUCAGCGCUAACACUCAGUGCUGGGCGGCAGGAUGGGGCUCAGGAGCAGGAGGAGUGAAUCAAACUCUUCAGGAAUUCCAAACCUCUGUUGUGAGUUGUGGAAACUCAUCUUCAAACAACAGUAUUUGUACAAGUUCCUUGAACUUACAGGAGGGUGAUCAGGGUGGUCCGCUGAUGUGUAAGGUGGGUCAGUCAUGGAUCCAUGCUGCUGUUUUGACAUUACAGAGCAGCAUACAGACUAGCAUUACAAACAGCAGCAGCUCUAACACAAGCUCCAGCAACAGCACUCUAGCAUCCCGCUCUGCUCACGCUCAAGAUGUCCAGGUCUUCACUAAAACAUCCAGCUUUGCCUCAUUCCUGACAUCUGUUGUGGGUUCCUUCCCUGCAAAAGCCACAAACUCCACAAAUUCAACUACAAGUGCAGGGGCAAACAACCCAACCCAAGGUGCCUUUAAUGGGGCACAAGCAUCUUCUUCCUUCUGUUUUACCAUUUCAGUCCUCUUGCCUGCACUUACAGCUCUUAAAAUCUUUCAAGGCAUCAAUUGAGUCUUUUGAGAUGAAUGCGACUAAGUAUUCAGACACAUAAUAGAUCUUCAAUGUGCUUCUUAUGACUGAUUACAUAAUCAUACAAUAUAAAAAUCUUUUGUGGGGCACGUCAUUCAUUUUUACAAAGCAAAUGUGAACAUUUAAGAUCUCUAUUGUUAUCUCAGACCAUGAAGCUGCUGCCUGUUGUUCUUACGCUGUACAAUUACACUGUAUGAUUUUACAAGUGCAGAGUUAAUAAUGUUUGUAACCGGACGUUACAAACAUUAUUAAAUAUUACGUACAUUUACACUGUAGCAGAUGCAGCAUGUAGUUGUUAUGCAGCUUGGCACUUUAUGGAAAUGUCCUUUGAGUGGUUCAGUUCUAAUACUGACUAUACCGUAGCUUAACUAACAAGUACCUCAAGCUGUACCACAUUUGGGACAUUACUGUAAGUUAAAUAAAUUAAAGAGUAAAAUAUAUCCAUUUUAUUCAUGCUUGGAAAAUUAUUCUUG
Molecule: messenger RNA, 2351 nt
Organism: Sinocyclocheilus rhinocerous
Lineage: Eukaryota; Metazoa; Chordata; Actinopteri; Cypriniformes; Cyprinidae
Product: transmembrane protease serine 9
Exons: 10
Coding region: 1-1860 (619 amino acids)
Biological process (GO): proteolysis
Molecular function (GO): serine-type endopeptidase activity
Source: RefSeq, a predicted model, not a curated record